AUGCUUUUCAACAAAUUCGCUCUCUGUUCUGUUUUGGCCGUUUUGGGCUUCGAUGUUGUUUCUGCUGCCAAAGUUCGAGUAACCCAUACCAAGUACCGUACUCGUUACUUUACCUCCAGGAAAACCAGGUAUAGAACUGUUUGCAAAGUCAAUGGUGUGGUCCAAGACUGUCAAGUUACUCCAACUUUUUACGAUGCUCCAACAUCUAUUGUCGAAGCCGAAGAAACUUCUGUUGUCGAAGCCGAAGAUACUCUUGCUCCAAUCGACUUGGAUACAGUCGUAACCACCGUCCUUGGUUCUUUUGAAGCCCCAGUUGCCACCACUUCUACCACAACUGCUGCUCCUACCACUCUCGCUACUUCCACUCUCGCUACUUCCACUACCACUUCUGCCGUUGCUCAAGUUGCUAAAGCAGGCUCCGGAAAAUACAACAUUGGUGAUGUCUUUACUUUAGAUAACGAAUACAACUCAUGCACCGAAGCCUUUGGUGUCUGUGGUGCUAAAGGCGCCUCAUGUUGUAACUUUGGUUCCUACUGCUCCACUGCAAAUGCUGACUACGCUCAGUGUAUUCCAACCUCAAUCGUCGAUUCCGUUCAAGCUACUCCUGUUGCCGAACCUGAUGGAUCUGUCAGCACCAAAAACCUUUAUUCUGGUCGUGGUACCUACUGGUCUCCCUCUGACUACAAUGCUUGUGGUUUAACCGGAAUCUCUUCUGAUGAUUAUGUUGUUGCUGUUGGUAUUUCUACUUAUGAAGAAACUAUCGAUCAAUACUACAAAAGUGAUCUCUGUGGCAAAACUUUGAUUGCCCAAUACGGCAAUAAAGCUGUUAAAGUCAAAGUUAUUGAUGCCUGUGCCUCCUGUGGUAAGUAUAGUUUGGAUCUUGGUCCAAAGGCCUUUAGUGAACUAGCCCAAAAGUCUGCUGGUAUCAUUGGUGUUAAAUGGUACUGGGAUGAUGAAUAA
Messenger RNA from Ascoidea rubescens DSM 1968, 960 nucleotides. RefSeq names its product RlpA-like double-psi beta-barrel domain-containing protein. Lineage: Eukaryota; Fungi; Ascomycota; Saccharomycetes; Ascoideales; Ascoideaceae. The record is from RefSeq and is a predicted model, not a curated record. The transcript has a single exon. Bases 1 to 960 code for a protein of 319 amino acids.